Octodon degus (degu) is the source of this 633-nucleotide messenger RNA. RefSeq names its product calcyclin-binding protein-like. The transcript is spliced from 2 exons. Gene Ontology annotation, cellular component: nucleus. Gene Ontology annotation, molecular function: S100 protein binding; tubulin binding; ubiquitin protein ligase binding. The coding region runs from base 1 to 630 and encodes 209 amino acids. The record is from RefSeq and is a predicted model, not a curated record. Gene Ontology annotation, biological process: heart development. NCBI's taxonomy places the organism in Eukaryota, Metazoa, Chordata, Mammalia, Rodentia, Octodontidae.
AUGGCUUUGGCUCUGGAGGAGUUAGAGAAUGAUCUAGAAGAGGUAAAGGCAUUACUGGAAAAGGCUACUAGGAAGAGAGUACGUGAUACCCUGACAGUUGAAAAAUCCAAGAUUGAAACAGAAAUAAAGAAUAAGAUGCAACAAAAAUCACAGAAGAAAUCAGAACUUCUUGACAAUGAAAAAUCAGCCAAUGUGGUUGUUCCCAUCACAACAGGAUACACAGUGAAGAUCAGUAAUUAUGGAUGGAGGCAAAAAAAAAAAGUAAGUGAAAACUACAUGAACUUAGCUGGAGUUCAUCAGGUUCCUGCUGAGAGUGUGCAGGUGCAUUUCACAGAGAGGUCAUUUGAUGUUUUGGUAAAGAAUCUAAAUGGGAAGAAUGACUCCAUGAUUGUAAACAACCUCUUGAAGCCCAUCUCAGUGGAAAGCAGUUCAAAAAAAGUCAAGACUGACACAGUUCUUAUCUUGUGUAGAAAGAAAGCAGAGAACACUCCGUGGGAACACUUAACUCAGGUUGAGAAAGAGUGCAAAGAAAAAGAAAAGCCAUCCUACGAUGCCGAGACAGAUCCGAGUGAGGGAUUAAUGAAUGUUUUAAAGAAGAUUUAUGAAGAUGGAGAUGAUGAUAUGAAGUGAACC